AUGUCGAGCGCGCCGCGUCAAAUGUCAGUGUCCUGCUUCCAGGCACUCCUUGCCGUACUGAUAGUCCUCCCAGGUGACGAGACCCGUCCAGUAUGCAAAGCAUGCGGCAAGAAAAACCGUCCCUGUCAGUGGGAGGAGCCUCAUACUAAGUUCAAGGACUACCGGCCUGACGGGCCCUCUUCCAGUCGAUCUGCUGCCGGCGGUACUGAUGAGGAAACCGAGACCAAAGAGGACCUGAUGGAUGUUGACGGUGUCGAUGGGGUCGAUAACAUCAGUCGAACAGAAGGAGCCGUUCGUGCAAACAGUUUCAGCGAGGAAGGCUUGAGCCGGAACACUUCACCGAGAAGGCGGAAAAACAGUCGGACCGAUGGGACAUCGGAAGGCCCAUCGACCAGCGUCUCCUCACCGUCGGCUCAGCUAUCGCCAGGCUCGCCUUACUUUGUUCCCCGAUCUAAGAGCACAACGGGUGGCGUGUCGGUGGCGAGUUUGCUGCAGUCGCACGACCCGGACGGCAUGCCAGAGGGCUCGCUGCCGAUGCACACCCGCCAGGCCAUGCAGCAGCCGAAUGCGCAUUCGCAUAACCGUAGAGACAUGCCAGAUGGAACUAGAAACUACUCACCCCGGCCUGUUCCUUUGACGCAUGAAGAGGCCUUGCUCGUGCACCACUACACCGAACAUCUUGGCCGCUGGCUUGACUGCACCGACGCCACUCGUCAAUUUACGCUGGGCGUACCGGAGAAGGUCAAACAAUGCCCGGUACUUUGCCAUGCCGUCAUGUCAUUUGCUGCUCGCCACUGCAGAAAAGACGCGACAGCCGAGGCGGCCUAUCAGCGUUGCAUCGCCCUGCUCAUCGAACGAUUGAAUGAGCAAGCUGCUAGCCACGACGAAACGCUUUUGUGUGCGAUCGUCAUACUGCGGUUCUACGAGCAGCUAAAUGGUGCGUACUAUAGUAUGCAUUGCGUCUCUCAUGCCUAA
This is a messenger RNA of Alternaria hordeiaustralica, 975 nucleotides long. RefSeq lists its product as uncharacterized. Gene Ontology annotation, cellular component: nucleus. NCBI's taxonomy places the organism in Eukaryota, Fungi, Ascomycota, Dothideomycetes, Pleosporales, Pleosporaceae. Gene Ontology annotation, molecular function: transcription cis-regulatory region binding; DNA-binding transcription factor activity. The record is from RefSeq and is a predicted model, not a curated record. Gene Ontology annotation, biological process: positive regulation of transcription by RNA polymerase II. The transcript has a single exon. The coding region runs from base 1 to 975 and encodes 324 amino acids.